Messenger RNA from Hypomesus transpacificus, 2099 nucleotides. Its product is annotated as E3 ubiquitin-protein ligase RING2-A-like. The transcript has 7 exons. Gene Ontology annotation, biological process: negative regulation of DNA-templated transcription. Lineage: Eukaryota; Metazoa; Chordata; Actinopteri; Osmeriformes; Osmeridae. Gene Ontology annotation, molecular function: chromatin binding; ubiquitin protein ligase activity. Gene Ontology annotation, cellular component: PcG protein complex; ubiquitin ligase complex. Bases 408 to 1571 code for a protein of 387 amino acids. The record is from RefSeq and is a predicted model, not a curated record.
AUAAAAUUGUUGUGAAUAACACAAUUCCAUUAGAUAGGGGGAUGCUAUCAAAUCUGGCAACCCUGUAUGUUGUAUCCGACCCAUGGUAUUAUGUUGCUGCUGCUAGCAGUACCCGGCGGAAGAUGGCUACUGUGGUACUGUAAAUUGAUCUCUAAACUCUGCCUUCUUUCUUUCUCUACAUGAACGAGAGCAAGUUCUUCGAGCUGUGUAUUUGGGAGAGUUUUUGCCUUUACACAGAGCUGGCAAUUGAGUGACGAGUUUGUCAACAUCUUUUCUGGCUUCUGAACCAGUACUACUGUGUUAGUAGUUCGUAACUAGCGAGUACGUGUGACAAGGAGGCGACUCGCAGGCCAGCUGUACGUCCAAUCCGUGGGUUUUUGCUUGUUGCGAUUCCUAUACCACUCAAGAUGGCUGCCCCCGUCAACAUCCAGAACCCCAGUAAGAGCUGGGAGCUGAGCCUGUACGAGCUGCACAGGAGUCCUCAGGAGGCGAUCAUGGACGGCACAGAGAUCGCAGUGUCUCCACGCUCACUCCACAGUGAGCUGAUGUGUCCCAUUUGUCUGGACAUGCUGAAGAACACCAUGACGACCAAGGAGUGUCUUCACCGCUUCUGCUCCGACUGCAUCGUCACCGCACUCCGAUCAGGAAACAAGGAGUGCCCCACCUGCAGGAAGAAGCUGGUCUCCAGACGUUCGCUGAGGCGGGACUCCAACUUCGACGCCCUCAUCUCCAAGAUCUACCCGAGUCGGGACGAGUACGAGGCCCACCAGGACCGGGUCCUGGAGAGGCUGAGCCGGCUCCACAACAAGCAGGCCCUCAGCUCUUCCAUCGAAGAGGGGCUGCGCAUGCAGGCCAUACACAGGGCUCAGCGAGUGCGUAAACCAGCCCAGGAGAGUGACAACACCACCUUCAGCGGGGGAGAGGACAACGGCGACGCACGCUCCCACCUCUCCCACGACUCGGCCCCCUCGCACACGCCCCUCCCCCCCAGCCACACCCCCUCUGAGGCCGGGCCCAGCCGGAACCCCAAGCGGCCGCGAGUCUCCGACGAGUCUGGCCCCGAGGCGGACCGCACCAGCCCCACUCCUCCACUGCGCCGCCACAAGGAGGGGCCCGCCUCGGAGAUCGAGCUGGUGUUCAGGCCACACCCUCUGCUGGUGAAUUCGCAGGAGUACAGCCAGACCAGAUAUGUGAAGACCACAGCCAACGCCACCGUGGACCACCUGUCUAAGUACCUAGCCCUGCGCAUCGCACUGGAGGAGAGGCAGACUGACGGCCAGAGAGAAAGUGCCGGGGCGGAGGGAGGAGGGGAGGCAGGGGCAGGGGGAGAAGAGAGAGGAGGUGGAGGAGGAGAAGGGGCAGGCCUGAGGAACGUCAGUGAGAAGCAGUACACCAUUUACAUCACCACGUCUGGAGGACAGUUCUCGACUCUGAAUGGCUCCCUGACCCUGGAACUGGUCAAUGAGAAGUACUGGAAGGUGAGGAAGCCUCUAGAACUCUACUAUGCCCCCACCAAGGACCAGCCCCAGCAGACGCCCCAGCAGACACCCCCCCAGCAGAGAGAGGGCUGAGGCCCUUUUUAUUCUCUUUAACCCAGGUCUGAUCAUUUUACCUUCGAGUAACCUCGCCUAGUACCAUAUAGGUUAGUCAUUGACGGGGACUCAUUUUCAAAUAUUCUUGUGUGUUCAGUGUGUAAUUAAAUUGUCUGUAUUAAUUAGCUUUGAUAUGAGAACAUGACCAUGUCUAUUUAUGAAUUGUAUAUAUUUCCUGAUGUGACUGAAGCACUUUUGCGAAGUGCAAAGGAAACAUGUGACUGGUUGAUAAAUUUGGAUGUUCUACUCAGCUUACAAAGCAAGGCAUUAAAUUUAUAUAUACAAUACCAGUCAAGUUUGGGUUAGGGUAAUUGAAUGGGAAAAUGGGUCCACACUUUUGACUGGUACUGUAAAUAUUAAAACAUUAAGCUCAACACCAGUUUAAGAAUAUUCAAGUUUGUCAUAAUUGACAAGUCAACCAUAACUGGUAACUUUCUGGAACACUUCAUAAUAAUCCAAUCGGAUCAUGGACCAGCUCAGUAGCACCAAUUACCUCCAAGAUAUAAA